GCGAGCGGCGGAGCGGAGAAAGAGCGAGGCGGCGAGCAGGGCAGGCAGCAGGCAGGGCAGGCAGCCCCGCUUCCACCGCCCCCCGCCCGCAGGCAGCCAGCGCCGCCUCCCCUCGCCCCGCGGCUCUGCCGGAGCACAACGGCAGAUUCUUCUUUUUUCUUUUUAUAUUUUUUAAAACAUAUAUUUAUUUUUCCGGGGCCGCGGAAGGCCCGGCUGGUGCCAGCCCGGUUCGGGGAUCGCUCCUCCUCACCCCGGCUCCUCCGGGAGGACUCGAAGCGGAGCCGGAGUUCCCGUGGGUCGGCGGAUGGACCCGCAGCCCGGCGCCAGGAGCUGCAGCCGCGGGGCUCCCGCCUGCGAGGUGGUCCCGAACGAGCCCCCCAUGAACCUCUACAUCAACACCACCACCGGGACCCGCUAUGAGCUCUCCGUGCCCGCCGAGGAGACGGUGGAGGGGCUGAAGCGGCGGCUGUCCCAGCGGCUGAAGGUGCCCAAGGAGCGGCUGGCUCUGCUGCACAAAGAGAGUCGACUCAGCUCUGGAAAACUGCAGGACCUGGGGGUCGUGGAAGGAAGCAAGUUGACGCUGGUGCCCACCGUGGAGGCCGGUUUGAUGUCCCAGGCGUCCAGGCCAGAACAGUCGGUGAUGCAAGCUCUGGAAAGCUUAACUGAAACUCAGGUCAACGAUUUCUUGUCGGGACGGUCCCCGCUGACCCUGGCCCUGCGUGUGGGCGACCAUAUGAUGUUUGUGCAGCUCCAGCUGGCAGCUCAGCAGAGCAGCGGGCAGCUCCAGCACCGGCACCUCAUCGCCAGCCGGGGCGAGGCGGGGGCCGCCACCAGCCCCCACUGCCGGACGCUGCACGGCGCCACCGGCUCCAGCUUCGCCCGCAUCCCCGUGGUGCCAACGUGCCAGCAGAGCCCGGCCCCCAGCCCCGCGCCUGCUGCGCCCGCCCCCCCCAUGUACUGUAACGCCCCCCACUCCGCUCCCAUCACCGCCGGGAUGUUCCGGUCACACGGGGCCGGCACGCCGACGGUGAACAGCAGCGUCGUCUCCUCCUGCUCCGAGGUGGACUGUGGCACCCGCAGUGGCAGCACCCCAGGCAGCAGCUCUGCCCCCACUGCCCGGUCCCGCAAACCCGGCGCUGUCAUCGAGAGCUUCGUCAACCACGCGCCUGGGGUCUUCUCAGGGACCUUCUCCGGCACUUUGCACCCCAACUGCCAGGACAGCAGCGGGCGGCCGCGGCGGGACAUCGGCACCAUCCUGCAGAUCCUGAACGACCUCCUCAGCGCCACGCGACACUACCAGGGCAUGCCCCAGUCCCUGACACAGCUCCGCUGCCAGACGCAGUUCUCCUCUUCCUCCUCCUCAUCCUCACCUCCUGCCUCCCCGGACCUCACCACCAAAACUACCUCAGAGCCGCUGCCGGUGGCCGCAGCCUCCCCGCCCCUGCACCCCGUCGUCCAGUGCCAAAGCCAGAUCCGGAUGUGCAAGCCCAGCGGGGAUCGCUUGCGGCAGACGGAGAACCGCGCCACGCGCUGCAAGGUGGAGCGGCUGCAGCUGCUGAUGCAGCAGAAGCGGCUGCGCCGGAAGGCCCGGCGGGACGCGCGCGCCCCGUACCACUGGCUGCCCGGCCGCAAGCCCGGCCGCACCAACAGCAACAGCAGCGUCUCCAGCGAGGGCAGCCUGGACCUGGACUUCGAGGACUCGGUCUGGAAGCCGGAGGUCAAGGCGGACAUGAAAUCCGAAUUUGUUGUAGCAUAGAGCUGGUGCCCUGGGGGGGGAACCCGGGGCCGCGGACUCUGCCGGAGGGGGGGGGUUCUGCUCCCACCGCCCCGGCUGCUGGUGAUGUCAUUUCUGUUGUCAUGGGCCAGAUCUCCUCUAGAUUUGCCAUCUCCUGCGAGCGGACGCCUUGGAGCCAACCCUGCCAGCGCCGGGGAAAGCGUUUCAGUGGGGGGGGGGGGGGGCCGUGGCCGGGACAACCUCACUCCCCCAGAGCUGGGUUGGGUUUGGGGGGCCGGGGGGGUGGGGAGCAGGCAGGAGCUGCUGGCCCCUUCCCACAUCCUCCCUGGCUGGGAGCGAACAUUCUCAGUGCUGGGGGGUCCCUGGGGGAUAUCAAAGCUGCUGCUUUGCUGUGAAGAGGGGUGCAGCAGGGUGGGCUCUGCCCCCCCCCCCCGCGUCCCCCUUGGUGUGGGCAGGAGGAGAUGAAGUCUCUUUCGGAGGUGCUGGGGCCCCCCUGGCUUUGGGGGCCGUUUGUUUUCCUUCCCUUCUAUAUGUAGCAUUUGCUCAGCUGCGGGGCUGGGACCCCCCCCAGGCAUUUGGGGGGGACACACGCGUGUGCCUGGGCGCCGCUGGCCCCGCUGCCACAG
Messenger RNA from Apus apus (common swift), 2361 nucleotides. RefSeq names its product midnolin (gene MIDN). Gene Ontology annotation, molecular function: protein binding. Gene Ontology annotation, cellular component: nucleus. The transcript is spliced from 8 exons. The coding region runs from base 305 to 1756 and encodes 483 amino acids. NCBI's taxonomy places the organism in Eukaryota, Metazoa, Chordata, Aves, Apodiformes, Apodidae. The record is from RefSeq and is a predicted model, not a curated record.